Tripterygium wilfordii is the source of this 2092-nucleotide messenger RNA. RefSeq names its product FRIGIDA-like protein 3. NCBI's taxonomy places the organism in Eukaryota, Viridiplantae, Streptophyta, Magnoliopsida, Celastrales, Celastraceae. The record is from RefSeq and is a predicted model, not a curated record. The coding region runs from base 234 to 1865 and encodes 543 amino acids. The transcript is spliced from 5 exons.
CCUUUUGCCUCCUUGAACUUUCCUCUUUCUCUAGGGCUUGCACUGCAGAGCAGCCAGCCAGCCACUCGCACACACACGCACACACUCCGACAAUGGAUCAAUAAUCUCGGCGAAUUUCUUCAGGUUCGCCAAUUUCACUCGUUCUGUAUCAAUCUGGGUUUGUGUUUUCGAUACCUUAGUUUUGGCGAUCUUUUGCUCCAUCAUCUUCUUCGGUGAAUUAGUGCUCUCCUGCCAUGGAUGACAAUGAAUCAGUUUCCAUGCUCAUGGACUCUACAACCUCUAAGAUACAGCAGCUUCAGAAAGCAUUUGCUGAACUGGAAAGUCAGCGAGCCGUAACUCUUAAUCUGAAAUGGAAGGAACUAGAAGAACAUUUCCGUGGGCUCGAGAAGUCCUUGAAGAGACGCUUUCAUGAGUUGGAAGAUCAAGAGAAGGAAUUUGAAACUAAAACAAGGAGAUCCCGGGAAAUCUUGAAGAAGCGUGAAGCAGCUGUGGGGGCCAAGGAACAAUCUUCACUGGAGAAGCUCCAAGGGAAGAGAGAUGCUGCUGUCUUUGCUAUUACUAAUGCUCUGGACAAGCACAGGAAGGCAUCAUAUGUGGAGACUGCUGUUGUUACUAGUGAUGAACAAUUUGAGGCCCCAACUGCUGAAGAGAAAGAUAACAUGUCUUCUGAGAACAGUUUAGAAGACCCCCUAAGUUCUGAAAUUGGAAGCAUGGAGGUGAAAUGUUAUCCACAGUUAAUCAAACUAUGUGAAGAAAUGGACUCAGAAGGGCUCCACCAAUUUAUAUCAGACAACCGUAAAAACCUUGCUGCUCUAAGAGAAGAAAUUCCAUUUGCAUUGAAAGCUGCAGCAAACCCAGCCUAUUUAGUGCUGAAUUCCUUGAAGGAUUUCUACCCAACAGAAGUACCAGCUAUCGAUGGGAAGAAGGAUUCAAACCUAUUGGGUCUCCGCCGAACCUGUAUUAUGUUAAUGGAGUGCCUUAGCAUUUUGUCAACAUAUACGGAUCUUGUUUCUGUAUCUGAUUUAAUAUCUGAAGCGGUUAAGGAGCAGGCAAAGAGAAUUGCUGAAGAAUGGAAACCGAAGUUGGAAGCUCUUGAUUUGGAUGCUAGCAAUGGGAACUCCUUGGAGGCUCAUGCAUUUUUGCAACUUAUGGCCAGUUUUGGCAUUGCCUCCCAUUUUGACGACAAAGAAUUAUCCAGGCUAAUACCGAUGAUCUCUCGUCGUCGUCAAACAGCUGAUUUGUGUCGUUAUCUUGGACUGUCAGACAAAAUGCCGGGUGUAAUUGAAGUGCUGGUAAAUAAUGGAAGGCAAAUUGAUGCAGUUAACCUGGCUUUUGCUUUUGAGCUUACAGAGAAGUUUUCACCUGUUCCAUUGCUGAAAUCCUAUUUGAAAGAGGCAAGGAAAACUUCUUCACCCAGCAAGCCAGGAAACAUGUCUCCUUCCGGACAGAAUGAAGUCAAUGAUCGGGAACUGACUGCCCUUAAAGCUGUGAUGAAAUGCAUUGAGGAGCAUAAGCUCGAGGAGCAGUAUCCUGUGGACCCACUCCAGAAACGGGUUGUUCAGCUGGAGAAGGCUAAGGCAGACAACAAAAGGGUAACUGAAGUUGUUAAGCCUCAACCCAAAAGACCUCGUGCUAAUGGUGUAGGUUGUGGGCCUCGUGUCACUAAUGUUGCCGCUGAGAUGACAUUCUACCCUAGAGUUGCUGACAGGUACCCACAAUACGUGUAUGACAGACCAUACAUGUACACCGCACCUGCUGACAACCAUGUUCCCUCUCUCAUGGGUUCUGCCACCUACGGUUUCUCUCCUAAUCAUGGCAAUUACUUUGGAAAUGGUUACCAGUAUCAGGCCCCAUAUCUUCACUAGUUUAGUAAAUAUCGCAACAAGACUCUGUUUAACCGUUAGCUUAACCCUUCAGUUAUGUGAUCUGAUGUUGCAGUUUAUGAAUUAGUACCUCCCCCCACCCCCCGAAAAAAAAAUUCAAAAAAUUGUCUUGUUAAUUUUUAUUCUGGAUGUACAAGAAGAUAUUUUGAUCCUCUAAUAUGUGAACUACUCUGUUUUCAUGUGUAUAUGACUCUGCUUAUUUUGUUGCU